AUGGCGGAGUUCCUUCGACAACAAGACUUGCAUAGAGACUGGGCGGCUGAGUUGGCAAAUUUUAGCCGAAUCGGUAAACAAGGGGGCGUGACCGGAGAAACCCCAGCAGUACCUGCAGCAGAACCGAAUGUGCAACCCACAGUACAACCACCCACUUCCAUUUCGACCUCCUCGACAACCCAUCCAGAACGGGAAUCUCCCUCGGCGGCCACACCAUUAGAGCCCUCGGAACCCUCCCCGACUCAAGAACAAAGCAACUCGAUGGAAGUUGACCCCAUCUCCGCCUAUUACGACUCUGACUCAGGGGAACGCGAAGAGAGGAGAAGAAAGGAACUGAUGAGCCGAGAGGGAGAAGAUGAACCAGAAAGAACGCCGUUAGCGGAGACCAAUCCCCAAGAGAUCGCGAGGGAAGAAAUAGAUCUGAAUGAAACGGCCAGGAAGCAAAGCCUCAUGACUGAUGAGGAAUUUGAAGCGCUUUUAAGCGAAGUGACUAGGAUGGAUGAUGACACUGCCACGAUGGUUGAGGGUCUGGACCUCGCAUCGGGGGCAACAGAGACGGGGGGAAGUGAUGCGAGAACAGAGGUACCGGUACCAGCGGCACCGCCAGUGUUAAAACCGAAGGCCGUCAAGCGGAAGUUAGUGUUGAAGAACGACCCCAAGGCAGUACGACCAAAACCGAAGAGAGUAUCGCAGAGAUGCCUAGGAAAAUGGGCAUCUAGCAAGGCGAGGGCAAACACAGCAGAAGAUCCAGUGGAGAUUUUAAGCGAAGAGGAACGGACCACUCCCACAAAACUUGGGGAGGAGUCCUUAUCUGCUACUGACUUGGAGCAUACUGCGAUGGAAACCGAAGUGGUCUCCCCAAUGCCGAGUGACCAGGGAGAUGAGACUGAGCAGGUGGCUGGGGGUCUGGACCUCGCACCUGAGUCAGUAGGUCAUGUCGAGCAAAGAGACGACCGUACACGUGUCCGCGUAGAGACCCGCCCUACUGCCAAGGACCAGCCUUCGACACAAGCUGGAAAGAAACCGGAAGGCAAGCCUGAUAGUGACGAGGACAGGUACCAAGAGGAGAGGAAACGAAAGGGGAAAACCCCUGUCAAGAGAAAUCCAAGCACCAAGAGACAUCGCACAAGCAACAUAGGCAUCGUUAUCACAUAUCCAGCUCAGAGAACCACACCGCACCACCAGGAAGCAAGCGAUAGUGACUAUGUCGUUAGUGAAGAGUCUGACUCCGACAGUAACAUUUCCUUGGAGGAUGAGGAGUGCAGAGAACAACAGCUCCCGCACAAUCUCUAG
Molecule: messenger RNA, 1293 nt
Organism: Salvia splendens (bonfire salvia)
Lineage: Eukaryota; Viridiplantae; Streptophyta; Magnoliopsida; Lamiales; Lamiaceae
Product: proline-, glutamic acid- and leucine-rich protein 1-like
Exons: 2
Coding region: 1-1293 (430 amino acids)
Source: RefSeq, a predicted model, not a curated record